CAAUUGCAGUUCUGUAUUUGACCUUUUCGACGCAAUUGUGUAGCCAAACUACUGUCAACUAGCUGUCCUACACUCCUACUCCCGCCCCUUCUUCUUCUUCUACGAAACCCCCUUGCCCUCCUCAUAUGGAGUAUUUAACUCCGCUCUCUCCCUCUCCCUCACAUCAAACCAUCAUCGCAAAUUACCAAUUAUCUUCAUUCCAAACAAACACUUUCACUUCAAUGUCGUCCAUCCAGCAACCAAAUUUCCAGGAUUUCUUCCCGCUUAUGGCGGAGAAGCUAGGCGGCGACGGAUUGCUUGCCGAAUUGUGCAACGGUUUCCGGUUAUUGAUGGACUCCGAGAAAGGGGUUAUCACAUUUGACAGUUUGAAGAACAAUUCUGCUUUUUUGGGGCUCCAGGAAUUGUCGGAUGAUGAUCUUUACAGUAUGCUCAAAGAAGGGGAUUUCGACGGAGAUGGCGCUCUGAAUCAGAUGGAGUUUUGUGUCUUGAUGUUCAGAUUGAGCCCAGGGCUGAUGGACCAAUCUCAGCUUUUGUUGGAAGAGGCUCUUCUACAGGAGGAGGCUUUCCAAGAUUUCAACUUUUCUUUAAGAAAAUUUGUAUUGCACUUUUUUCACUCAGACUGGAAUUCUUGACCGCAUAGGAAACUUCAGAGAGGAAGGGCCUCUAAAUGUCAGCAUCAUCUUCUAAAUGGUUAUAUAUUUGUCUUUGAAGAGCUUUGAAUGAU
Molecule: messenger RNA, 724 nt
Organism: Salvia splendens (bonfire salvia)
Lineage: Eukaryota; Viridiplantae; Streptophyta; Magnoliopsida; Lamiales; Lamiaceae
Product: calcium-binding protein PBP1
Exons: 2
Coding region: 126-632 (168 amino acids)
Molecular function (GO): calcium ion binding
Source: RefSeq, a predicted model, not a curated record